CAAAAGAGCAAGCACGUACGUCUGCCGGCCGGGACAAAAACUCCUCAGAAGAGCGAUACAAAUGGGCAGCUCCAACACCACCAACCCGACGGUUUUCUCUGGCAUCGCGGCCGCCGACGACGUGAAGGAACCCUUCCGGCCGCUUAAGCCCGAGGACGUCCGAUCUUACAUUCACGAGGCUGUCGACUUCAUCUGCGACUACUACACCACCGUGGAGUCCAUGCCAGUUCUCCCCGACGUCAAGCCGGGGUACCUGCAGCACGAGUUCAUGGCGUCCCCGCCAACUUAUCCCGCACCGUUCCACGUCACCAUGAAGGAGCUCAAGGCCUCCAUCAUCCCUGGCAUGACGCACUGGGCCAGCCCAAACUUCUUCGCUUUCUUCCCCGCCACCAACAGCGCCGUCGCCAUCGCCGGAGACCUCAUCGCCUCCGCCAUGAAUACUGUCGGCUUCACGUGGCAGGCUGCCCCCGCAGCAACUGAGUUGGAGGUACUCGCGCUUAACUGGCUCGCGCAGCUCCUUCACCUGCCCGACACCUUCAUGAGCCACACGGCCACCGGCGACCGUGGGACCGGAGGCGCCGUCAUCCUCGGCACCACCAGCGAGGCAAUGCUGGUAACGCUCGUCGCCGCGCGUGACGCUGCGCUGCGUCGGAGCGGAUCUGUGAGAGUGUUUGGCAUGCCGGGUCUGGUUGUCUACGCCGGGGACCAGACCCACUCCACCUUCUUCAAGGCAUGCCGCCUUGCCGGCUUCGACCCCGCCAACAUCCGUUCGAUCCCCGCCGGCCCAGAGACCCAAUACGCACUGGACCCGGCGAAGCUGCUCGAGGCCAUGCAGGCUGACGUCGACGUCGGCCUCGUGCCAACGUACGUUUGCGCCACGGUGGGCACCACAUCUUCCAACGCUGUCGACCCAGUGGGGGCCGUCGCCGACAUUGCUGCAUCCUUUGGCGCGUGGGUCCACGUCGACGCCGCCUAUGCCGGCAGCGCCUGCAUCUGCCCGGAGUUCCGCCACCACCUCAACGGCGUCGAGCUCGUGGACUCCAUCAGCGUCAGUCCGCACAAGUGGCUUCUCACCUGCCUCGACUGCACCUGCCUCUAUGUCCGCGACGCCCACCGCCUAAGCGACUCCAUGGAGACAAACCCGGAGUACCUCAAGAACGACGCUACCGACUCCCACGAGGUCACUGAUCUCAAGGACAUGCAGAUCGGCUUGGGCCGACGAUUUCGUGGGCUCAAGCUGUGGAUGGUCAUGCGCACCUAUGGCACCGCCAAGCUUCAGGAGCACAUUCGCAGCGAUGUCAACAUGGCCAAGUUGUUCGAAGGUCUCGUCCGCACCGACCACCGGUUCGAGGUCGUCGUGCCUAGAAACUUUGCCAUGGUGUGCUUCAGGAUCAAGGCUCGUGGAGCCAUAACAGAGGAGGCCGCAGAUGAGGUCAAUCGUGUGCUGAUGAAGAAUCUGAACAAGACUGGCAAAGCCUACUUUGCGCACACUGUGCUCAGCGACAGGAUCUUGCUCCGGUUUGCGGUGGGGUCGUCGCUUCAAGAGGAGAGGCACGUGAGGAGUGCAUGGGAGCUCAUCAAGAGGACGACCAACGACUUGAUGAUGGAUUAAGUGUGUGCAUUCAUAGAGAAUUUGACCCCAAAAAAUGAAAGAAACACACGACUAUUUAUGUGCCCGACAAUUGUAAUAGAGAGAGGUUCAUACUACAACCUUGAUUUAUCACCAAAGUCUAAAAAACAA
Messenger RNA from Aegilops tauschii subsp. strangulata, 1741 nucleotides. Its product is annotated as tryptophan decarboxylase 1. Gene Ontology annotation, cellular component: cytoplasm. Gene Ontology annotation, biological process: carboxylic acid metabolic process; amino acid metabolic process. The record is from RefSeq and is a predicted model, not a curated record. Gene Ontology annotation, molecular function: carboxy-lyase activity; pyridoxal phosphate binding. Lineage: Eukaryota; Viridiplantae; Streptophyta; Magnoliopsida; Poales; Poaceae.